AUGGACAUGUUGGGGGAGGUGCACAUUAACCCACUACCUCCGUUCAGCGAUUGCAACGACGAGGCGGACGAAGGGGAAGAAGGGGACGAAGGGGACGAGGAAGGGGACGACGGUGUGGUAGAGGUCACCGCCGAUGGAAAUCGGAAGAAGCGGCGGGCCAACAACUACACUGAGAUUGAAGACGCCACGUUGUGCCGAGCUUGGGCCUCAGUGGGGAUGGAUGCCGUCUCGGGCACGGAUCAAACCGGAAAGCGGUACUGGCAGCGUAUCGAGGACAAGUUUCAUAAGCUAAUGUCGCGCGUUCGCCAUCCUGUCGAUCGCACCUACCGAUCCCUCCAAGGUCGUUGGGACGCGAUAAAACCAGCGUGUAGCCGGUGGGCAGCAGCAAUGGACCAAGUGGUGUCCAAUCCUCCUAGCGGCGCAACCGUCGAUGAAUAUGAUCGCAUUGCUGAUGCUAGGUACAGAGACAUGGCCGACAGCAAGGGAAAGAGCUUCACCAUGCAGCAUUGCUUUGAUGUGCUCCAACACCUCCCCAAGUGGAAAUUGAGAGAUGAAGAAGUUGCACCGAAGAAGGCUGCAAUGGUUGCGCUCGACGACACCGAGGACGAGAAGGAUGGCAGGAACACCGACAAGCCGGAGGGGAACAAGAAGGCGAAGGAAAGGCUCAAACUCGAGGGGGGGCUGCAUUGUUGA
Messenger RNA from Lolium perenne, 693 nucleotides. Lineage: Eukaryota; Viridiplantae; Streptophyta; Magnoliopsida; Poales; Poaceae. The record is from RefSeq and is a predicted model, not a curated record.